CCGAAAAGAUGGAGUGUCUUCCGCACGAUGCCACGGAGGCUGCGGACCCCGGAGGAGCCGGACCGUUCAGGAGCUCCGAGGAGCCGGAAGGUCGGGAACCGGACGGAGUGCGCUUCGACCGCGAGAGGGCGCGCCUCCUGUGGGAAGCUGUGUCCGGUGCGCAGCCGGCGGGGAGGGAGGAAGUGGAACACAUGAUCCAGAAGAACCAGUGUCUCUUCACUAGCACCCAGUGUAAAGUUUGCUGCGCCAUGCUGAUUUCUGAGUCUCAGAAGCUAGCACAUUACCAGAGCAAAAAACAUGCCAACAAAGUGAAGAGAUACCUAGCAAUUCAUGGAAUGGAGACACUAAAAGGGGACGUGAAGAGGCUAGACUCAGAUCAGAAGAGCAGCAGAAGCAAAGACAAGAACCACUGCUGCCCCGUCUGUAACAUGACCUUUUCCUCCCCUGUUGUGGCCCAGUCGCACUACCUGGGGAAGACCCACGCAAAGAACUUAAAGCUGAAGCAGCAGUCCACUAAGGGGGCAGCUUUGUCGAAACACCUUACAAAUCCUUUCCUUGUGGCCUCCACCUUAGCCUUGCAGCAGAAUAGAGAGAUGCUAGACCCAGACAAAUUCUGCAGCCUCUGCCAUUCAACAUUCAACGACCCCGCCAUGGCUCAACAACACUAUAUGGGGAAGAGACACAGGAAGCAGGAAACUAAGCUCAAGCUCAUGGCGCACUAUGGGCGGCUGGCGGACCCUGCUGUCUCUGACUCACCAGCUGGAAAGGGCUAUCCCUGCAAGACAUGUAAAAUAGUGCUGAACUCCAUAGAACAGUACCAAGCUCACGUCAGUGGCUUCAAACACAAAAACCAGUCACCCAAAACAUUGGUGACACUAGGGAGCCAGAUGCCAGUGCAAACACAACCCACUCCGAAGGAUUCAAGCACAGUGGAAGACUAGAGCUGUCUGCCUGGUCAGUCUUGGUGGGAUAGCCACAAGCCAGUUCCUGGUGACUGUGGUUAGCCCAUGACUCCUCCUCCUCCUCUCUUAUAUCAGAAGAAUAUGGAGGUAUGAGGCCAACUUGGGCUGCAGAUCUGCAGAUAGCCUCUGACUGUGCCCAGAUGCAGCUCCUCCUGCCCUCCUCUUUAGCAUGGCCCUGUGGUCAUGGCAGAGACAGGGCACUGGGAAGACCUGAGGUGGUGGUGUAGAGGUUAGCCUUCCCCGCCCCUCUGGGUGUAUGUCCUACAGUCCCAGUGUCUGUCUUUUCUCUCAAGGUCAGUUGGGAGCAAGGUCCUGCAGAGAAGGGAGAGAGCACUAUCUCUGGGCUCCAGGAGCUUGGUGUAGAACCUUGGAGCUCCUUCCCUGUCCCUCGAGUGUGCAGGCUUGCGUGGUAUAGAUCUGCCAGCCAGGAAGUCUCCUGGAGCACACAGAGUCUUGGCCGAGCACUGCCGUCUCCGCCGCCUGUCUCUCCAGUUCCCAAGUGGUGCUAGGCAUGUACAGCAGCUAGGAGCUUGAGGAGACCCCUGUGCCCAGUGAGAUCAUUGGAAGCACCUAAGGGAGGCUUCGUCCAGAGGUGGUCCAACCAGGGUCCUAUGAGAAAGUCUGCCACCUUCCUUGAUUCUCUGCCCUUCUAGGUAACUGCCUCCUGCCAGCCUACUCAAAGAUCACUUGGUGUUAGCUCUAGGCCCUUGUGUAGUGGGCUAUCCCGCCCAGUUUGCUGUGGUGCUAUCCCUCCCUUGCCAUUCUCAAGAAGAUUCAAGGGGAACUGCAAAGGAAUGUAGAACUGGUGCAGGUUCUACAGUAAGCAAAGGGUCCCUAGACCCUCAACUGAGAGAUUCCUCCUGGGUCUGUGUCCUGGGAAUCCAGUGCAGUGGGCUUCAUAUGACUGGAGCAGGGCUUCCAGGAAGUAUCCCUAAAGCUUUUAGAGAUAAAAAUGCUUCCUUGUUAAUGCAAUUGGGCACCAUGUAGGGAUGGGGCAGGGCUUAAACUCUUGUUCUUUGAACACACUACCAUCCAAAUAAAGAAUUUCUUGUGUGAGUCAGGCUGUAACCUCAGCCCUGGUUUACAGCCAUGUUGAUACUGCUAUGGCAUCCCCACACAGUUGGCCCCCUCAGUAACCAUCUCACCCCAGGAAAAGUCUCCCUGAUGCCCUAAGCCCAAUCCAGUUCAACCCCCCAGCUAUCUGAUUUAUUCUUGAGAUAGUCACUCUGGCUACUGAGGGGAGGGCUGCAGAGGCCAGUAUGGAAGGUGUGUCUGUAAGGCUGUUUGUCUCCAGGGUAAUUCCUUCGGGGCAGACGUCCACCAACCUCAUGUCCGGGAUGCUGUGUCUUUUUUUUUUUUUUUUUUCUUUUUGAGACAGGGUUUCUCUGUGUAGCCCUGGCUGUCCCGGAACUCACUCUGUAGACCAGGCUGGCCUCAAACUCAGAAAUCCGCCCACCCCUGCCUCCCAAGUGCUGGGAUUAAAGGUGUGUGCCACCACUGCCCUGCCCAGGAUGCUGUUUCUUAAGCUCUGGAUAUGUGGGUGAUUGGGUGGCAGCGCUUAAAGACAGGUGUCCUUUCUCACUCCACUUAAAGAACUGUAGUUUCCACGAAGUUCUAGGCUGUCUGGUCCCUGGGAAAGCCUUUCCUUUCACUCAAAAAUAACAGGGCAAAGAGCAUUACAGCUUGGAAACGGAUGCAGAUGGGCCAGGCCAGGCACCACCAGCCCCGGGUCCUUGCAGCACACUGCUCUGGGCACCUGCCCCUAGCAAGCUCCUGACUGAAACUCUUGACUCCCAGAGUAGGGUCUCUGCUCUCUAGGCCACCUCAACAGUCUGCCUAGGAUUCUGUACAGCCUGAUGUGUCAGAGUUAGUAACGACUAUGAGGUAGGGAAUUGAAAGAUAAGGUCAUGCGUGGGCUGACUGGCCACUAGCCCUUGUCUUGUAAGACUUCUUUCUUUAAAUAGAUUCAGGAGUCCCUGACAGCUGUGUGUCUAGCACUACGGGUGUGGAAGCCCUGGAAGUAGCUGAUGUUGCCCUUUGGAAGCUCACACACUUGAAAAUCAUGAUUUGGAGAGUCAUAUGGGGCAGGUGGGAGUGUCCAGGGCGCAAGCAGUAACAGCAUGGAGUAGAAGGCAGAGAGAGAAACUGCUGGUCUACGUGGCUUUGGGAGGUUUGUUUUCUAGUUUGUUUCAUUUAGCCCAGGCUGGUCUCAGACUUGUCAUUUAGGAGGCUAGCCUUGAGCUGCUGAUUCUCCUGCCUUUACCUCCCUAGUUGUGGGUUGGUAGGCAUGUGCCGCCACACCUGUUUUUAUCUGUGUUAUUGUGUGUCUGGUUGCCUGGUUUGGUUUGGUUUUUCAGGACAGGGUCUCAGUAUGCAGCCCUGGCUGUUCUGGAACUCACUCUGUAGGCCUUGAACUCAGAGAUCCACCUGCCUCUGUCUCCCCUCCCAAGUGCUGCAAUUAAAGGCGUGAGCCACCAUGCCUGGCUGAGAAGGAGAAGUGUUUUUAAUACUAACUAGUAGUCCUUUAUUUGAAUCAGUCACAACCUAGCUUUGUACUGUUGAGCAGUUGUAUUGUUUCUCCUUGAGGUUAUCUUGAAUAAAGCUGCUGUAAAAACUG
Molecule: messenger RNA, 3579 nt
Organism: Grammomys surdaster
Lineage: Eukaryota; Metazoa; Chordata; Mammalia; Rodentia; Muridae
Gene: Znf346
Product: zinc finger protein 346
Exons: 7
Coding region: 9-941 (310 amino acids)
Molecular function (GO): zinc ion binding; double-stranded RNA binding
Source: RefSeq, a predicted model, not a curated record